AAAAAAAAAAAAAAGAAAGAAAAGAAAGGGCGCUAUUAGAACAAUGUGGGUGUGAAGAGGGAGAGAGAGACAGAGAGGGAGAAGAGAGAGGGCAACUUGAUGAAGAUAUGGGGAUGGGUUGAAUUGGAGAAUGAGAAGAUGAAAAGUAUUUCUUCAAUGGGAUUUUGGUGGUGGCUUAACCUCAGAGCUACUCUCGUAGCUCUUCUUGUUAUACCCAUAUUUCAUCUUUCCAAGAAGUUUUACUUUAAAUUCCUUCGAACUACAUCUUCAUCAGCAUCAGCAUCAGCAUCAGCACCAUCAAAAUCAUCCACUUUUCAUCUUCACUCUCCUUCUUCACCCAUUUCUCCACCUCCAGAUUCUCAAGCAAGAAACCCAGAGAUUGUGUCUGAUUCAGAUUUGAAGUUUUUGAUUGAUAAUUUGGAUGAGAAGCUCAAUGACGAUGAUAAAUGGGCGAAUGUAAUCUAUAAACAAAACAACUUUCUAUCCUACAGGGCAAAAUGCUGCAAAUCUAAGGAUAGACCACUGAAAUACCUAAGCACGACAGUAUUUGAGAGUUGCUCACCAGAGCUUCUGAGGGACUUCUAUAUGGACAAUGAUUAUAGAAAGCAGUGGGACAAGACCCUGUUUGAUCAUAUCCAGCUGCAGAUGGACAGAACAAAUGGAAUUGAAAUUGGCCGCACAAUAAAAAAAUUUCCCCUUUUGACACCUAGAGAAUAUGUAUUGGCUUGGAGAUUGUGGGAGGGAAAGGACAGAACAUUCUACUGUUUUAUUAAGGAAUGUGAACAUCCCUCAGCACCACGACAGAAGAAGUAUGUUCGCGUGAGGUAUUUUAGAUCCGGUUGGCAAAUCAGGAAAGUACCUGGUAGAGAUGCCUCUGAGAUCAGAAUGUUUCACCAAGAAGAUGCUGGUCUGAAUGUGGAAAUGGCAAAACUAGCAUUUGCAAAGGGCAUAUGGAGUUAUGUUUGUAAGAUGGAUAACGCACUACGCAAGUACUCUGUGAUCAGCCAUCCUCUGACCAGUCCAGCUGUUUCUGCAGCUACUCUGAUUCAGAAGGUUCCACCUGAAUUAGAUACAACAAGUGGCGUUACUUCUGCAGCAGCCUCUACAUCAAUGGCCAGUUGUGAACCAGUUAAUGGUGAAUCCAGAGAAAAAAAGUUAUCAAGAAGACCAUCAAAAAAAUUGGUAGCAAAAAGUUUGCUUGUUCUUGGGGGUGUGAUCUGUCUGUCUCGUGGUCACUCUGCCCUGGGUGCUAAAGUCGCAAUGGCAUACAUCUUAACGAAACUGAGAAAGCGUGGUGAUUCAUCAAGCCAAAGCACGCAAAGUUGAGACACCUGACUUUGUUGCAUCUCUGCAGCUAAUUUUGAUGGUUUUAUUAAGGCUUGCUACAUAGAUUUAUUAAAUUGAGGCAUGAAGUUUAACUAGGGAGAGGGAGGGAAAUAGCAUGGUACGAGGGCAGAGGUUGUGUGAUGUGUACAAAACUCUUAUUCUGUAAUUAUUUGUUUUGGCAAGUGUGUAAAUAGAAUCAACCAGACGGCGUUUGGCAAUCUAAUGGUGAUCACUGCAGCUGUGAACUUAAGCUACAUACCAUUUACAGCUUAAUCAGAUAGUCCGUUUUGAUGUAGAAUUUGUU
This is a messenger RNA of Theobroma cacao (cacao), 1630 nucleotides long. RefSeq lists its product as uncharacterized. Lineage: Eukaryota; Viridiplantae; Streptophyta; Magnoliopsida; Malvales; Malvaceae. The record is from RefSeq and is a predicted model, not a curated record. Gene Ontology annotation, molecular function: lipid binding.